This is a messenger RNA of Asterias rubens (European starfish), 5470 nucleotides long. Its product is annotated as cyclic nucleotide-gated cation channel alpha-3-like. Gene Ontology annotation, biological process: potassium ion transport; monoatomic cation transmembrane transport. The record is from RefSeq and is a predicted model, not a curated record. Lineage: Eukaryota; Metazoa; Echinodermata; Asteroidea; Forcipulatida; Asteriidae. Gene Ontology annotation, molecular function: voltage-gated potassium channel activity; protein-containing complex binding; intracellularly cGMP-activated cation channel activity. The transcript has 4 exons. The coding region runs from base 1130 to 3418 and encodes 762 amino acids. Gene Ontology annotation, cellular component: plasma membrane; intracellular cyclic nucleotide activated cation channel complex.
GGGUUUUGUGAUCUGGCACGGGUCGUCAUCAGCUUCGUCGCACCAUAUCAGUAAUAUACAACCUGCGUUUAAACGUGUACAGUGAAACAGCCAGAAUACAACCAAGGAUACAUAAUUGUCUUCCUUCAUUUUUUUUUUUUUCACAAUUAAUAUCACUUUUCGAUUGUUUCCACUCCAAUCUCUCACAAAAGUUUUGAGACAAGGGAAAUAGUAUUUUCCUUUGUUGGCGAGCAAACAAUGCGGCAGAUGGUUUUGAGCAUGAGGCCAACUCGGCCCGUAGCUGGAUAUUGAUUGUUGUGUUGUGGACUUGACUACGGGAAGGCUUCGGUAUACAGUUCGGCUACACUCCGGGCCGAGAUGCUCUAACAGGGCGGUGGUGUGCAGACCGACGGCGAAACAAAGACGGUGCAAGGCGCUCAAGUUUGCUUUGAAGAGGAUAUAUCGCGAUUGGGAGAUGGUUUACACUGGCAAGACAAACACACGUUAAUUAUAUCAAUGGAAUUAUGUCCAAGCUCUUCUGAUGUUGCUGCAUGAUUUAUUGAUUCUCCUGUUCUUAAGAGGGCAUGAUUGUGAGUGAUGUUGGCCUGCCAGAAAUCUAAGAUACAGACUAAUUUAAUAACAGGCUUCCCCAGAUGGUGAUACGCGUCAAUGCCUUUGUACGUUAAUUUCUCAUCACAAAAGAUAAACAUAAUGAAACUCCGAUUUCUGAAAGACCAAAAUGAGAUCUGUGACCACAAGAAAGCUUACACCAAAGAAGUUCAAGACAAACUCCUGUACAAGACUUGUGUUGGAUAAUGAAGAUAUACCACGAUUCCCAACAAUAGUGAAUCCAUAUUCUUCUUUUGUUUAAACCACAACAAUGCAGUAGAUAAAACAAUGAUCAGUGUUAAGCAACUUUCUGUAUGGUAAACAUAAUAGAUUAAAGUCUAUACUAUUCCAAUGCUUCGGAAAGGAUUUGCUGAAGGAAUGCAACUUUCUGUAUGGCAAACAUAAUAGAUUAAAGUCUGUACUAUUCCAAUGCUCUGGAAAGGGUUUGCUGAAUGAGAGAACUUUCUGUAUGGCAAACAUAAUAUAGUGAAGUCAUAUCCAUUGUUCUGGAAAGGAUCUGCUGUUUGUUUAGAGACACAAUAUGGACAAGUUACUGAAGAAACACAAGUUAAUCUCCGGAGGACAAUCUGAAGCUAACCCGACCAAAGCUACGCCGCCCUCCUCGCCGUCACCACCCGGUGAUGAUGAGCUAGAGGCCGCUGAGCAGGGUCAGGUGGCGAGCUCCAGUCGCCAGUCACAGCACAGCAACCACUCACAUCACAGUCAAAGGUCAACUCACAGCCAGCAUUCCAACCACAGCAACCAAUCACAGUAUGGCGGCGGCGACGACGACAACGACAAGCCAGUCACUGUCACGACAGUCGCUACAAAUGGCGCUAGUAGUGGUGUGGUUGGUGUUGGCGGUGGUGAUGGCCGUGAUGGUGGCAGUGGCAGUGGCCACGGCGACGGCGGUGACAAUGGCGCUAUUGACGGCGCUGUCACCCUCUUCGACGACGACACUGGUGAUGAAAGUGAUGCCGAGAUGAGGCGCAAAGAGUCGGCUAUGGGUAGGAUCGUUGGUACCUUACAGGUCAUCAAGGGCUGGGUGACGAAGGGAGAUGGACAAACCAAGAGAGCAGACUCUUUCUUGGAGCGUCUGGCCAUGGCGGGUCCUCCGAUGGAAGGACGAUCAAGAGUUGGUACUGAACUCGGAGAUGGUGGUGGCGUUCGACCGGCCCAGGUGUGGGUAAUCGAGAAGUCAGAUGUGUUCUACUACCGUUGGUUAUUGGUAAUCACCCUAGCCGUACUAUACAACAUGUAUACCAUCAUCGCUCGGGUAUCGUUUAGGGAUCUGCAGAUAAACUUCGUGUAUUUGUGGGUCGUGCUUGAUUACAUGUGUGACAUUGUGUACAUUAUGGAUAUAGGCGUCCAAUUCAGAACAGGUUAUCUGGAACAAGGACUUCUUGUCCGAGAUACCAAAAAGCUACGGAAAUGCUACAUGAAAUCGUGGAUGUUUAAACUAGAUGUGCUGUCAAUGCUUCCACUUGAUCUAUUCUACUUGGUUCCUGGAGUCGGCAUCCACGCGACCAUACUCCGGACUCCUCGACUCCUCCGGGGUCCAAGAGCUCUCGAGUGCUUCGACCGCACGGAGACAGUCACCAACUUCCCCAAUGUGUUCCGUGUUAUCAACCUCAUCCUGUACAUUAUGAUUAUCAUCCACUGGAAUGCUUGCCUUUAUUUCAUCAUCUCUGAUUCAAUUGGACAUGGUACAGACGGUUGGGUGUAUCCGGGGGAAGAAGGACCCUUCCCCUUAAAUAUGGAAAAUGACACCCUUAUACAUCAAUACAUAUACAGUCUGUACUGGUCUACACUGACCCUCACUACGAUUGGAGAGACACCCCAGCCUGUGUUAGACAUCGAGUAUCUCUUUGUGGUGUUUGACUUUCUGGUUGGCGUGCUUAUAUUCGCUACGAUUGUUGGUAAUGUCGGGACCAUGAUUAGCAACAUGAACGCCACUAGAGCCGAGUUUCAGAAUAGCAUGGAUGGUGUUAAGCAAUAUAUGAACCUUCGUAAGGUCAGCAAGGAGUUGGAAGGCCGUGUCAUUAAGUGGUUUGAUUACCUCUGGUCGAACAAGAAAACACUGGACGAAGAGGUCAUACUGAACACUCUUCCUGAUAAGCUCAGAGCAGAAAUCGCCAUCCAUGUCCAUUUAGACACUCUUAAAAGGGUGAGUAUUUUCUCAGACUGUGAACCAGGCCUUCUCGUGGAGUUGGUCCUGAAGCUAAGACCUCAGAUCUUUAGUCCCGGUGACUACAUCUGUCGUAAAGGGGACAUUGGGAGGGAGAUGUACAUCGUGAAACAAGGCAAGCUCCAGGUCGUCGGUGAGGAUGGUAAGGUAGUCUUCGCCACAUUGAGCGAAGGUAGCUACUUCGGAGAGAUCAGCAUCCUAAACGUCCCGGGUAGCCUUUCCGGAAACAGACGUACUGCAAACGUCCGAAGCGUUGGGUACUCAGACCUCUUCUGUCUCUCUAAAGACGAUCUACUAGACGCCCUGAAGGAGUACCCUGAUGCCAGGACCAUCCUAGAGGAGAGGGGUAGGAUGAUCCUCAUGAAGGAUGGUUUGAUUGACGAGGAGGCAGCCAAGAAAGGUACCAAGACCACGGAGCAGGCCGAGCAAGAAGAGAAGUUAGAGCGCCUGGAAGCAAACCUGAACCAUCUCCAGACGCGCUUCUCCAGACUGCUGGCCGAAUACAGUAAUUCUCAGAUGAAGCUAAAGCAGAGGAUUACCAGGCUUGAGAAGAAGAUGAAAGGCAUGAAGAGGGAGUCUGAGACGACGGCACCUCCCCAGCCUCCUCCGAGCGAGCCUCCAAGAGAGUUUUACCUCCAGUAAAACCAGGGAGGCCAUGCAGCUUGCUCCGAACGAGCUACCGAGAGAAUCUUUACCUCUAGUGAGACCAAAGCGUCUUUCAAGUGCAAUAAUGAACCCAAAUUCCAACUUUCAUCUCCAAUACCAUAAUAAUUCAAUCUUUGGUCACACAUUAUUACAAUUUGUAAUCGGCAUGAAACUGCACGAAUGUGAAAACUCCUUGGAAAUGACCAGCGGUUCGGGUCCCCUUUAUUCUGCACCUAGAAUCUCCCAGAUGUUAAGAACAGAGGUUGACCGACCCUGUGCAUCAGUAUCAAUAGAAUCUCAUAGGUUUUGGCACAAUAUGGCCUAUAUUCCUUUCUCCUUUUGGUUACUGAUACUUCUUAACAGAAACUUUGAAAACUCAAGAAAGUUUGGAAGAAAAAAAACUUGACUCGGGGAAAACCCUGAAACUAAUCGGAUGAAUAGGAGAAACAAAAUCAUGCACGAAAUCGAAGUUGAAUGUAUUAAAAGCAAAAUAAUCACAGCUUUGAGUGGAUUAUGGAAUGUGUGAAUUCGAAUGUGUAUCAAUAAUCCAUUUUAAAAUAAUGAUGGACACAUUGAGCCUACUAUAACACCAUUUGGUUUUAUAAAUUUGUUUGUAUACACCCAAACCAAACAGUGCACACCUAUUUUCCAUACCCCGAAAGGGCUAAAUGAAGUUGAAUUUUAUGUUUAUAGAAAUUGGCCGAAAACCUAUAAUAUUCAAAUCAAACAGAACUUCCCAAUAUUGUUAAACGAAGUUUAUACAAUUAGAUUCGUUUGAUCGCACUUCCAUUCCUUAGAAAUAGGCCUUCCAAGUUAUAAUAUUUAUAAUGAUAUUAUUGUAUUGCACGGCAUAAAUCGCAGUAAAUCGAUUAACGAUCAAAGUUUUAAUACACGGGUACUUAACAUCGAUUUGUGAAAUACAUUUUCGAACAAAGUAUAUUAAUAACUAUUUAUUAUGCAGUGUUAGUUUUAACUCCAGUGAUAAACUUGAUUGAAGUGUUUCUCGAGGAUCUUCACAGUUUGUAAGAGGCAGGGCAAAGUGGAAUACUUAUUUAAUAUUUUGUUUUGAACAUCACCUUGAAUUACUUAUAAAAAGCUUUGUCUACCAAAAGUGGGAGACUGCGCUCAAACACAACAUCUGUUCUUCCUUUGGAAAGUUUUUAGCUAGUCCGUCCACAAAAAUAGUGUCAAUGACCACGGCCAGACAGCGGUAAUUAAAGGAUUGUCAUAGUGUGAUUAUUGUUCUGGAUGUAUUUUAUUUCCGAUUAACUUUCUUUUGUUGCCAAAAACAAAGCUUUGUUGUUGAAAAUGUAUCAAAAAUGGAUUUUUACCAUUGUGUGUGUUUACAAUGGAAAGGUAAAGUUUGUUCUCCAUUUUCAUCCAUAUUGGUAUUGUUAAAAUUAACAUCUUAUAACAGAAGUUUUAAUGGACAUUCAUAAUGAAUGUAUUCAACAAUGUAUCAAAGACGUUGUUUUGACCAAGGUGGAUGUUACAAUCAAACAUUUAUAUUUUGAUUUUUUUUUCUCGGAGGGACACUUUUAAUUAACAAAGUAAAAUGUGGGCAUGGACUGUUUGAAAAUUUGAAUAGGAUAAUAUUUACGUGUGAAUUUGUAUAAAAUUAAUAUUUAUUAUUAUUCAUAUUUAUUAAUAAGCAUGUUUUAAUAUUAGUAGAAUAUUGAAGGAUUUUCUUGCUAAGCGAAGAUUGUCUUUUUCCUCUUAAUAUUUUUCAACAUUUUAUUUUGUUGCCAGUGUUUAUAGUUUUGAUGUGACUGGUUUGUAAUACUUUCAAUGUUGGCACUCUUUGAAUGGUUGGGAGAGGUAGAGUAGGGUAGGGUCAAUUUGAUGAAGGAAUACAGCUCCUGAUUGUAGCCACUGCAUGGUAAUACAGACACUAAUUAAUCGUAUAAACAUAGAACUUGGAUUAUCAUUGAGUGGAACUUGAGUGAGCGGCACUGUUCAACGUUAAAUGGGGCCCGCGGUAUUUUAUUUUUUUUAAUUUUUUUUAUGCAAGUCGCCUGACCCACAAGGCCUGAAGGCCACUUCAAGGUG